This is a messenger RNA of Planococcus citri (citrus mealybug), 1433 nucleotides long. Its product is annotated as F-box only protein 9. The transcript has 7 exons. The record is from RefSeq and is a predicted model, not a curated record. Gene Ontology annotation, molecular function: protein binding. Gene Ontology annotation, biological process: SCF-dependent proteasomal ubiquitin-dependent protein catabolic process. NCBI's taxonomy places the organism in Eukaryota, Metazoa, Arthropoda, Insecta, Hemiptera, Pseudococcidae. The coding region runs from base 218 to 1312 and encodes 364 amino acids. Gene Ontology annotation, cellular component: cytoplasm; SCF ubiquitin ligase complex.
GAAAUGAAUUUGUUUUGAUUUGAUAACCUUUUGUUUUGUGUUUGCCUUUGCCUUAUCUUUAAAAAAAAUUAUUUUACGUUUGUCUUCAAAAUUUGUACUUAAUUAAGUCAAAGAAUAUAUUAAAAAUGAACAUCAAGCUCGCUUGAGUACUUUCCAGCCACUUCUUUCCAUCAUAAUGUUUACUAUAUAAUCCUACCACAUCACUGAACCUGUUACCAUGGACUCGGAAGAUUGCUCAAUUGAAACUGAGGCUGAAAAUCUUUACUUGAAAGGCGUAGAAUUGGAACGAAACUUUCGCCAUUACGAUGCGAUUCGAUACUAUCGAAAAGCUCUGCAACUUGUACCUGAUAUUGAUGUACGAAUGUACAAAUCGAAUAAAUUGAGAGAUUUUAAAAAUCAGGAAAAUAUAGAGAAUCGUGAUAAUGCUAGUAGUAGGACAGAUGACUGUGAUAGUGACGAAGACGAUUACGAUGGUAGUGAGCCACUUCUCGAACGAAUUCAAAGAAUUCUGGAUAAAUCUGAUAGAUUUAUCAUCGCUAGUAGAUCGCAAAAGGGUCUUCACAUUUCCGAUCUACCUCAAGAGAUAAUCAUGUAUAUUUUACGUUGGGUGGUAUCCGAUGAACUGGAUCUACGUUCGCUUGAUCAAUGCGCUUUAAUAUGUCGAGGAUUCUAUUUGUACGCUAGAGAUCCUCAUAUUUGGAAAUCAGCUUGCCAAAGGGUUUGGAAAAACGAAAAAUUGAAUUUAACCAAUCACGAAAGUUGGCGCGAUAUGUUCAUUCAUCGUUUACGAAUCAGUACCAAUGGAUGUUAUAUCGCUGAAACGAAAUACUACAGACAAGGUGAACGAUCUUUCCAGGAUCAGAACUACAGACCUUACCAUUUGGUCGUUUAUUAUAGAUAUUUAAGAUUUUUCGCCGACGGUAAAGUUUUGAUGAUCAACACACCUGACACGCCUAAUAUAAUUGUUGGACAGUUGAAAAAUAAAAAUUCGAAGCUAGGAGCAAUGUUCUGCGGAUCUUACGAGAUGGUUGGUGAUUUGGUUUACACAGUUUUCAAGUUGCAAAAAAUUCGUAAAAGGAAUCCGAAAAAUAGCGCCAAGGAUCAGUACAUCGAUUUGACUUACAAUAUGACAUUUCAAAUAAAGAGAUACAAGAAAUACAAAACCAAAUUAAUCUGGAAACAGUAUACGUUAAAAUGUGCCGAUGAAGUCAGUUUCGAAGAGAAUUUUGAGAUCCAAGAUCACGUAUUUCCGCCCCUAUGGUUUUCUAGGGUCAAGAGUUACACCGUAGAAUCAGAGAACCCACUUGCAUAAUGUUAACUCAUUCCAGUGAUGAAUUUUACCUCACGGUUGAAAAAUUAUCGUAUAUUUUAAUUCACGUGUUGAAAAACUGUACCAUUUUGUUCUUAUAAAUUAUAAUUUGUUGACGUAUUGA